Molecule: messenger RNA, 1044 nt
Organism: Recurvomyces mirabilis
Lineage: Eukaryota; Fungi; Ascomycota; Dothideomycetes; Mycosphaerellales; Teratosphaeriaceae
Exons: 2
Coding region: 1-1044 (347 amino acids)
Biological process (GO): pectin catabolic process
Molecular function (GO): glucosidase activity
Source: RefSeq, a predicted model, not a curated record
AUGCUUCUCCCAUUGACUCUUCUCGCAUGGGCGGCCAGCGCAGCAGCAGGCCUGACAUACCGCGGCGUGGACUGGUCCUCCAUCGCCGUAGAAGAAGCAUCAGGCAAGACCUUCUCCGACCUGGACGGCAAGACCAAGCCCUUGGAGCAAAUCCUCACAGACAACGGCGUCAACAUAGUACGCCAACGCCUCUGGUAUGGCAACGGCGACUACGACCUCGACUACAAUCUCAAACUCGCCAAGCGCGCCCAUGCCGCUGGGCUACAAAUCUACCUCGACAUCUUCUUCAGCAGCACUUGGACAGACCCAGGACACCAGACCACACCCAGCGCAUGGUCGGGCACGAGUAUCACUACUCUUGCAUCAGAUGUGCAGAGCUAUACUCAAUCCGUCAUGAAUUCGUUCCAUUCAGCCGGCAUCCCACUCGCCAUGGUAGCGAUCGGGAACGAGAUCACCGACGGCCUACUCUGGCCAUUAGGCAACCUCAACAGCUCGCCCAAGAAUGCAGCCACACUACUGCACGCGGCCUCCGCUGGUAUCAAAGCAUCCUCGCUCAGCACCAAGCCAAAGAUCAUCAUCCACACGGACAACGGCUGGAACUGGAGCACGCAGCAAUGGUGGUACGACACAGUUCUUGGCGCCGGUCCUCUCAAAGCCAGUGACUACGAUAUCCAAGGCGUGAGCUACUACCCAUUUUACAACCCGAGCGCUACACUCGCUUCGCUCAAGACUAGCGUGACGAACAUGAAGUCGAGGUAUGGGAAGGAGAUCAUGGUAGUAGAGACCAACUGGCCUUCGAGUUGUCCCAACCCGGCAUAUGCGUUCCCGUCUGAUACCAAGAGUAUUCCGUGGAAUGAGGCUGGUCAGGCGACAUGGAUCAAGGAUGUUGCGAGUACUGUGCAAAGCGCCGGCGGUGAUGGUCUUUUCUACUGGGAGCCUGCCUGGGUCGAUAACGCCUCCCUGGGGAGUAGCUGUGCUUGGUGUGUGAUGUUUGGCAUAGAUGGGAAGGCGUUCACAGGGCUCAAUGUCUUCAAGAGCAUCUGA